This is a messenger RNA of Drosophila santomea, 781 nucleotides long. RefSeq lists its product as uncharacterized. Lineage: Eukaryota; Metazoa; Arthropoda; Insecta; Diptera; Drosophilidae. The transcript has a single exon. The record is from RefSeq and is a predicted model, not a curated record. Bases 272 to 643 code for a protein of 123 amino acids.
AUAGGAAAUAAUUAUAUAAAUUCCAGUACAUUAAAUUAUUAUAAAAAGUACAUUAAAUAAAAAAUAGCAAGAAUUAGUUCCACAACAGUUGGCUUUAAAAAAAAUUGCAUCACUUCCAACCCAGUUUUGAGCUCUGUUUACUUGGCCAUCUAACCCAGCAAGAGCGCACAAAUGCCCACUUCACCGUCCUCCAGACAUGAAGGACCUGCUCCCGCAUAGAGGACCUCCUGCUCCGAGGACUGCACUUCGUGUGUGUGCGUGAUUUGCAUGUAUGCAGGCCAAGUCGAGCAGCAGCCGCAGUCGCAGUCGCAGCAACAACAAGUGCAACCAAAACAAAGAUGCUGCGCUCCUGACACUGAAACCCGCACAAGGCCAAUCGACGAAAUCAGGCCACGCACACGAAUCCCGACACGGUGGCGGUGGCGAUGGCGAUGACGAUGGCGAUGACGAUGGCGAUGUAGAUGACGUAGCUUUGCGAUGCGAUGCCCCCGGCAGUCAGCCUACCACAGCCUACUACAGCAGGCCGGCUUUCCCAGACCCGGAGACACUCCCCAUUCCACUACCACUCCCACUUCCACUCCCACUUCCACUCGAACUCCCACAUGUACUGCCAAACAUCUGCCAUACGCAGGAGCAGAGGUAACUGCACUCAGGCCUACACGGAGAGCAAAUGCUAGUUAACAGUUUUUAAAUAUGUGAUAUGCUCGCUACAGAUAUUUUAAGCAUUUCAAAAUAUCAUUUGAAGUUCAGUAGCACUUGAAGGAGAAUUCCAAAUUGCAGU